This is a messenger RNA of Naegleria gruberi, 771 nucleotides long. RefSeq lists its product as uncharacterized. Bases 1 to 771 code for a protein of 256 amino acids. The transcript has a single exon. The record is from RefSeq and is a predicted model, not a curated record. NCBI's taxonomy places the organism in Eukaryota, Heterolobosea, Eutetramitea, Acrasida, Naegleriidae.
AUGGCGGGAAGCAAAUAUUUCAUCACCUUCACACUAUUGAUCGCCUUCCUUUCCAUUUGGUUCUUCUACUUGAUCCACUAUCGUUUGGAGAAUUUUUCUCCCCAACCAAGAAGAGUCAUCUACAAUGAAGAAGGCUUUUGUGGUUUCGAUGGCAAGAAUUACAAAUCAUCCAAUCAUGAUGAUCGGAAUGAUACUACUGAUGAUCAAUCUACCACCCACAAUAAUAGCAAUCCUAAUAAUUUAUCAUCAUCAUCAAUUUUAAAUAUUAAUAUUAAUAAUAAUAAUAAUACAAAAUUAAUGAUGAAGAUGAUGCACAAGGGACCUUGUGGGAUUUGUUCCAAUUUACACGACUAUGAAGUGUACAAUAGAACACGACUCACACUCACAAGAACGGCAACAUUAUGUGCUGUUGGAUACUUGCUGUUGGGUGAGAGAGUUUCGAGGUAUUGUCUUUCGAGUCAGACUGGAAUGAGUGAGCUGUGUGUGGAGUGUUGGUUGCAGAAUAUUCAGUGCACCACUGCCAUGUGUAUGCCAGUGUGUGUGAAACAUUUUGUGAGGACGUAUUGGGAGAGGUUGGCGAUGGCUCUUGGAUUGGAUUCGAUUGGAGAGUAUUCAGCACAAUUUGGAAAGGAUAAUUUAUCACCUUGUUUCAAGUGUGAUGAGAUGGAGUGUGGAAAUGGAUUUAAGAAAUGUUCUGGAUUGAAUAGAAGAAAUGCUGGAUUUGAAACUGAUAUUCCAAGACCAGAUGAGCAAAUGUGGAAGGGCAAUUAA